GCAGCGGAGCCGAGCGGAGCCAAACCGAGCCAGCGCAGCGCGGCACAGCGCAGCGCGGUUCGCAGAGCGGACAGGUGCGCGCGAGCGCGGGUGAGCGUGACCGCGGCGCUCCUCUGCCUCCGACACCUGAUGAUAGAAGGCGGCGCAGUCACGUCCGGAGCAGACGCUGCCCGCACUGCGCAGUCCGCGCAAACGCAGGCAUGAACGCAGCCGUCUGAAGUCCCGCUUCACGACUGAGGUCCACCUUUGGGGGGGGGCAAAGGCGGGGGGGUUGGUUGGACGCAGCGGGGAGAACUUGGACGCAGUCAAAAUUACGCCGGGAAUCAGGUACAGCUCACUGUCUCCCGGCAACGGGAGAAACCAGCGGCUGCCCGGGAUGUCGCGCGCCAAGGAGCGGCUGAGGAGCGUAAAGGAGACGAAGGACAGCGUGACGCUGCUGCCCUGCUUCUAUUUUGUAGAGCUUCCCAUCCUCGCCUCCUCGGUUGUCAUCCUCUAUUUUCUGGAGCUGACGGACAUUUUCCAGCCGGUGCAUUCUGGAUACAGCUGCAAUGACCGUAGUCUGUCGCUGCCCUACAUCCCACCUCGCCAGGAACUCUGCCCACUACCGCUGCUCUUCAGCCUGGCCUUCGCAGUUCCCACCGUCACAAUACUGAUUGGAGAAGCCAUCCUCUACUGUUAUCUGUCCAGGAACUUGUCAGCCACACAGACGGAAGCCAGCAUCAACGCUGCAGGCUGCAAUUUCAACUCCUACAUUCGAAGAGCUGUGCGCUUCAUAGGGGUCCAUGUUUUCGGCCUGUGUAUGACUGCACUUAUCACUAACGUUCUCCAGCUGUCCACUGGUCAGCACACACCGUACUGGCUGGACGUGUGCAAGCCCAACCUGACACACAUCAACAUGUCCUCCUGCGAUGAGGCCUUCAUCCUGGAGGACAUCUGCUCCGGGCCGGACGCAGGGCUCAUCAACUCUGGCAGAAAGUCUUUCCCUUCCCAGCAUGCCACACUGGCUGCCUUUGCUGCCGUCUACAUCUCCAUGUACUUCAACACGGUGCUGACAGACUCAGCCAAGCUGCUGAAGCCGCUGCUGGUCUUCUCGUUUGUCAUACUGGCCAUCCUGACGGGACUGACCCGGAUCAUCCAGUUCAGGAACCACCCUGUGGACGUCUACUGUGGAUGGAUGCUGGGAGCUGCCAUUGCUGUUUACCUGGUAUCAGCUCGCUGCUUUCCCGAAGGCCGUGUCACACAGCCACUACCAACAUUUUCAGCAUUUUUGGGUGUGUACGCUGUGGGAAACUUUCAGCCAAGUGAAGAUCGCUCCAGAAGCCGACUGUCUCCUCCGAUUCUGAGGGAGCCGCCUCUCUCGUCCUUACACAACAUCAGCCAGGCAACAGUCAGCAACAGUCAUCCAGGUCACCACUCCCUGGGUCCCAGCCAACCGGAGCCCAUAAUAACCAGGACGUCCUCCCACAUCCUGUCACAUGAGCAAACGGGGCCCAUCCUGACACGCAGUUCCUCCUACAGAGAACCCUCUCUGAGCAACCUGAAGAGAGCCAGCGCUGAGGUGGAGGUCAUCUCUCCAUCAAGCCCACUGGGCAACCGGGACAACAUGAUGAACUUCAACAGCAGCACACUGCCAAGGUCCCAUGGAGGUUCCUCAUUUGAGGAGGGUCGUGUUCCUCGACGUCACGCCUCCACCCAUGCCUCCAUGGACUCUACUCGAUCCAAGCAGCUGCUCAGCCAGUGGAAGAACAAAAACGACAACAGGAAGCUGUCCCUGCAGGUUAUGGAUGGAAUACGGCCAUCCUCCUCCUCCUCCCCUCAGAGAAACAUAGAUCUGCGCUGCUCCUCCGAACCGUCUGCCAUGGGCCUAGAGAUGGAGCUUCGCGGAGGAGCCCACAUGUCCUCAUCCGGACCUCAGGAGUCAGAGAUGCGUGUCGGGGCCCACAUUCCAGCCCAGUAUAUGAAACUGGCAGCAAACUCAGUGCCUGCAGGCAAUCAUAACCACAUGGUUCAUAAUGGGAGCACAGGAAUGACAGGGGGGGCCAGAGUCUCCAUCCAGUCACGGCCCGGAUCCUCCCAGCUGGUCCACAUCCCAGAGGAGGAGAACCCCUCCAGCAAGGAUCAGGAGAGCGAGUCAGAGGACAGCAUCAUGGACGGGGGCGGGUCAGUGAGGGAAAAAUGGCUGAGAGUGACAGAAAAGACCACCAUCCCCUGCAGGCCGCUCAGCGCUGGAGGACAGCCCCGUCUCAUGCAGGUGAUUGCUUUAUCCAAGCAGCAAGGGCUGCUUCACUCUCCGCGGUCAGAAGACGGUGGCAGCACUGUCAGCUGCACAGGGUCAAUCCGGUACCGAGCACUCAUGGACCAGGACCCGUCUCCACCAGCAUCCACCACCGGGGCAGUUGGAGGAGGAGGUUUGGAGAGAUCUGGCAGUAUAGUACGUGUUGAUGCCCACCCAGAGGCCCGGCAGCACAAACCCAUAGUGAGACCCCCGAGCACAGAUGGAAGUGGCUCAUGGCGAUGGAAACCCCCUGAGCAACGGUCAUCCCUGCGGCAGACAACCUUCGUCAUCAACAACCUGAACAGACAUGUGGACAGCUGCGAUUCUCUGAGGGAUGGCAGCAUGGCAGAUGGUCGAAGGAGCGUCACAGGAACUGAGUCUGAGAGUGAAAGUGGCGGUGAAAGCAGAGGAGGAGGGGUCUACACCAACCACCCUCACGUUGUGCAUCCUUCACAUCCCCUCCACCCCAACAAUAACUACCAAUACCCCAACUAUACCCAAAACAAUCCCAAUUAUCCAAACUUUAAUAGCGCUCAUCCUAAUUUCAACCCCAAUUCUUCUGGCUCUAACGUGUCCUUUGCUCCCACGGUCCCCUUAGCUCCUCCCUUCCACCCCCACCCGCAGGGUGUCACCACAAUAAGGGUCACCCCGGUGGAAGUGGCAGCUACCAGCAGUGACGGAGGCUCCGACUGUCAGUCUGUAGCCUCAUCCAGUCGGGAGUCUACCCUGAGGAGGAAAAACAGCAGCACGACUGCCAACAACCAGGAGCGGGGACCCACCCCCGACCUUCCGAACAACCACCGCACCGACUGCGACAGCUCCACCCGCUUCCACGAAAACCUGCGGAGUUUCCAAGAGAACCCUAUCCAGCCCAAUUACCCCACCAGGCAGAUGCAGGGGGUCUAUGGACGACCAAGCCCAACUCCUCCCCCUGUCUUACCCCGCCCUGUCCUCUCUCACACCCCACCCCCGACCUUGGGGCUGGCUUAUAAAGAAUGACCCAGGUGUGAGAUUAAAACAUCCAACGUGGGCUGAUGGGCAUAAACUGAGACGACACAGAAUCCAUCUUUCAUUGACAGUCAGCCCAGAGGUGGAGGGUUUGACUCCCACCUCCCCUUAAAUGUUCAGAAAGGCUGCAGUGUUUUUACAAUCGUGGUUUACCAACAUCACGACUGGUUCAAACCUACUAUGAGGCUGGUUUAUGGCAGAUGCACUCUGGAUGAUGGGGGUCCGGCUCUGCCUCUAGUCUUUUUCACCACAGCCAGGGUUCACUGUGAUGUUCUUCUGUUAAUCGGCCUUUUUUUGUUGUUUUUUAAAUUAAGGAUUGCUUUGAAGAUCUGCUUGAACACCUGAUGGUCUGAACUCAAGAAGAGACCUGAGGGUUUCAUUUGUCCUUGUCAACCGUCCAGUGGGGAUCUGAAUGGAGAACUCCUCCUUCGCCUCAGCUGUGAUCGGGACGGCCUUGCCUUCUGACACACAGGGGGCAGGACACCAGGCUUCUGCAGGUUCUGACGGAGAUCCUGCCCCAAAGGGAACAUGAGUGAGAGCCCAUCAGGGCUUCAGCAGCAUUGUGGUGUUGUGUUUGUGUUGGAAUCAUAUGGUGGAUGUGCGUUAUUGACCCCCCCACCCCAUCAGCAGACAUGAAGCUCUGAGGCUCAGCUGUCAGAAAAAAAGUGCACUUUGUGGAGAAGUCAAGACAACACUUGGGACAACAUUAAGAUACUUUUUUUUACAGUUUGUAUCUAUUUAUGACGUUUACAUGGAGUAAUGGAUUCUCUGGUUCUUGGGGGGGGGGGGGGGGGGGUGUUAGACACGUAGACGCAUUUACAUACGAAGACAAUUUGUGAUAGGUUGGUGUGACAUCCCAUCAUCAAGAAAGAGUCAAAGAAUAGCUAGUGAUCGCACAAGUUCACGCUUAAAUGUCAAGGUUUUGGUGUGUGGAUGUUUGGAUGCUCUUCAUCAGCUCUCUGGGCGUCACGAUGAAGAGGAUUCCCCCAGGAUCCCCCAGUGAGCCACACAGUUAAUGUGCCACUUAUACAUGCUUUUAUUUUGAAAGAAUUUAGAAAGAGACGUGUCUUUCCUGCUUUAAUCACAGGUUCAGACCAUACUGUCGUCAGGAUUAUUGAGAGGUUCUCUUAACUUGCGGCUGACAUGGUGUGUGUGGGGAUGGGGGGCUUUUACGGUGGGUUUGUGGCGGUUCUGGAGGUCUGCUGGUUGGAGCACAGAAAGACUGGUGCUUGGGAAUGAUUCUGCCGGUUCUGCUGCUGUGAGCCUGACCCGGUUCAGAGAAAGGGUACAGGUGGUCAAUCUGGAGAGGUUCAACUUGGAUGAGUUUAGUUUCUUCCAAAAGGUUUAUAGAAGGCGUGGAAUGCUGAUGGUUCAGCCCAAUGGUCACAGAAUCAGUGAUCCGAUCCGAAACGCAGAUACUUCUGAUCCGUACGAGUUUUCCUUUAUAAGUGGCAGCAAGUUUGGUUGUGAGUCGUCAUGGCAAUCGCAUGGCUUGAUGUGAAAGGAUAAUCAUAUGUUUUUAUGUAAAUACAAUUACUUAUGGGAACUGGUUUGUAUUUAGCAGAAUUGUUCAAAGCUGAGGUGGAACAGCUUUAUCUAGGCGCUUCAGGCAAGUUUGAUCGAACUGAGAACCAAAUCAUUAAGCAACAUCUCAUCUCACAAACUAGCUGGAGAGAGAUGAUCUGAGUUAUAGUCCGCACCAGGAUCUACCCAACUCCACUACCUAACAUGAUUAGAGCUUUAUGCUGCCAGAGAAACGUCCGAUCAGCAAACGACUUUCUGUUUUAUCAGCACUGACGGUCUGCAGGGUGACCCAAAUGUGAGUGAUGAGGUUUUUGGUUUCAAACAUGCUACAGAGAGGAGCUGCUUCUGUCUCCAGCUCCUGUUUCCUCUGAGUCCAGCCUCUUCAGCCUUAGAUGCUCACAGAUCCUCCUGCUGACAUGGCAGCCAUCCCAGAGCUCGCUCGGACGGUGCCGCCGGCUCCAGAACAGUGAAGGCUCACUGUGGAGAAAGGGGGAACAGUCUUGGUAGCAGCUUUUCUAGGGGUGCGUGCACGAACCAUUCUAACACACAAACUGUGGUUCAUGAGGGAAUUUUGUGCAAAAGUCAGCAGCUUGCUGGUGGGAAGGCUACAUUUCAGAGCAGUUUGGGAUGGAAAUGAGUGUUUUAUUAGUCAUUUUUCUACGUUACCAUAUAUUAAUAAAUUGAGCCUCUGUUUUUUAAAUGAAUGCAGGCGUAUAAAAGUGCAGUGGUGGAGGCGCAGAAGUCCUUUCGUGGUUCAGGCGCUUCUGUAGGCGUCCACUGUCCAUCCGUCCAUCCGUCUGACUGCAUGCAGAACUGAGAAGCUGGUUCUGAUUCUGUCCUUGUUACAGAUGAUGGCUUGUAAUGAAUGUAAUCCAUUUUUAGGCCUUUAGGACCGUUUGCUCUUAAUUCUAAAUAAUUAUUUGGUUUUCUCUGCACUUUUAGUCGCACAUUACAGGAAAUUGACAUCGAGUGAGAUCAUUGAAUCUUUUUUCUGUGAUUUGUUUCUCUUUUCAAAUGUUUCAUUUUGUCAUUUGGUAAAACUGCAUGUAUUCUUUGCCGCUUUCCUUCAUAUUCACAAAUAUCUAAAAAAAUGUGAAUUUUUCUUCAUAGAGAUGAGUACGAAAGAGUGGAAGCAGAAUAUUUUCAAACAUAUUUUGUUGUAUUUUAAGGCAUUGUGGCAUUUAUGGCAAUUCUAUUUAUUUAUAAUAAUAUAUUGAGUAUAAUAUAUUCAUAUAUAUAUAUUAUGAUAUUGUAGGUGUUCCUUUAAACGUGGACAGGCCGCCGCUCUGAGAUUUGGGUUUUGUGAGAAGCUUUUCAUUAGGACGAAUUUUGAUAAGUCCUCUUAAAGGGCUUCUCUGACAUGGAACAUGUUUUUGCAGAGUUGUACAUCUGAGAUGAAGCGGUUCUGGACUGAAGCCUGAAUCUCUAAAGCUGGUCUGUAGACUGGCGGAAGCCAAGGCGUUUUCUAGAAUAUGUUUUUAUUAAGCGAAGCUCUCAUUCUUCUUUGGUUUUCGAUGCUAAAAUGUGUUGGAGUGCUGUAUCUGUGAACCACCUCUGAGUGCUGGAGGGAGGCUGUUUUGUACUCUGCGGCCCAGAUGGGCAGAGGUUCUGCUGACGGCAGCUGGGACCCUCUGGAGCAGCAGGACCACCAGCAGAAAAGACUCCUGACAGAGGUGGUUCUGACAAAGCCAAGCAUCCUGAUGUUUCUGUUGUCUGGUGUUUCUGUAACUAAAUAAAGGUUUGAUAUCCAGCCGUC
Molecule: messenger RNA, 6563 nt
Organism: Oryzias latipes (Japanese medaka)
Lineage: Eukaryota; Metazoa; Chordata; Actinopteri; Beloniformes; Adrianichthyidae
Product: phospholipid phosphatase-related protein type 4
Biological process (GO): phospholipid dephosphorylation; axonogenesis; signal transduction
Cellular component (GO): plasma membrane
Molecular function (GO): phosphatidate phosphatase activity
Source: RefSeq, a predicted model, not a curated record